CGCAGGCUGUCAUCAGUUCCUCGCGAGGAAAGGUGUUGAGUAUUCAGAGCUGGGCAGACGGGAUGCACACAUAGUUUUAAUGUCCCCUGGAUUCAAGAAAACUCUAGAAUUAUCGCUUGUUUGCUCUAUUCAUAUCAAAGAUCACCACGCGCCGACAAAAUGAGUCAUCUGAACCCAGGUCUUAUUUCAGCUUACAAUAGCUUAACUGACAAACAUCUGACUGGAUACUUCAACAAUGUGAGAAUACGGAGACAUCUUCAGAAGGUUGGGCUGAUCUCCCGGAGCGGACGGAUUGUUCCUGAUAAGGAGUACAGGCACAAGCUGAUCCAGCGAGCACAUCAGAGACAUGUGAGAGAGUGUCUGGCUCAGGCCAUCUUUCACAAGGUGCUAGACAUGGAGCGCCUUCAUCAAUCCGAGAUCAAGAGAAAACUUGAGGAAUUUGCACGAAGGGAACGAAUCCACAAAAUAAAGGCUGAGCGCUCCAAGAGAUAUGAAGAUGAACCAAUGCUAAUGCUGUCACCUCGGCCACCCACGGGGCCGAAGAUCUCUCACGUACGGCAUUCUGGGCCGGAGGGAGAGCAUUCCGAGUCAACAGAAUCUCCGAGUUCCUCAAGGCCCAACACGGCUCCGGGGAAGAUGCAGAGGCCUGUCCGUCUCAAGCCCCUGAACAGUAACAGUGCCACGGCCUCUCUGGAGAGAACCUCCCCUCGACACAGACCCCUGGACCGGGACUCCUCUAACGACACAGAUCAGCUCCUCAGUUAUACGCUGGACAAAGACGCCAUGAGACAUUUGACCAUGACAGACUGCUCUAGCACUGUCUCGCCGUACCGUCUUCCUGUCAUUAACAACUAUGUGACCCCUGUGCCGCCCCUCACGAAGAAAAAAGAGAGAGGGCCGAGAGCGAACGGUACACACAGGGGUCGAAAGUUAAGACCCACUACAGCACCAACUACAGAGCCAUCUUCUCUCCAGAGGACAUCAGCCCAGAGUAAAGUGUCAGUAAGCAUGGUAUACUUUGGGAAGAGUGUUCACCUGUCCCAUGAUUUGAUGGACCUCAGAGAUGAGGUCAAGGUCUUCCAGCAGCACUGUGGAGGAGAGAACCUCUGUGUCUACAAAGGGAUGUUGAGCGAGGGAGAAGUUUUCCAAUUUGUGUCAAGACGUCACCAAGGAUUUCCAUUCAGUCUUACAUUCUUCCUGAAUGGCCUGCAAGUGGAAAGGCUCAGCUCCUGCUGUGAGUUCAAACACAGGAAAGGCACUCGGCUCGGGGGCAGACAUGGACACUUUGGAUUUUGCGGGGUGGAGGGAGCCUCUCCUUGCUACAAGUGUAUUAUUGCCAUGGGCUUGGAUAAAAAACCAACCCCUCCUCAAAAAAGAGUGAAAGAGGAGCUGCCCACCUCUAAAUCCCCAGAUGCUAAGGAGGCCACAGAUGUAGAUGAAGACAUACACACACAUUCUAACGCUGUGCCUGACACACCUCUGGAAAUGGAGACUGAGCCUAAUGGAGAAACAUCAGGGAAGAAAAAGACCAAAGAUGACUAUGAGGAAGACUUUGAGGCAGAUGAUGAAGGACCAGUUGAAGAUGUUGAUGAAGUAGAGGAAAAGACAUCUGCUGCCAAUGGUGGAGAAAAAGAGACCAGGGAUGAAAAUGACAUAAAUGAAGUGAAAAGCAACACUGACAGUGAUGACACCAUGGUCAAAAGGUCACCAUCUGUCUCAUCUGGACGAUCGUCCAGCUUGUCCAGCAGUGACGGUGACAACAGUGAAAGAGAAAUUGUGGAGGACACCAAAAAUGUCAGCACUGCUAAUGUUCCGGAGGAGAGCUUACAUGCAGAGGAGGACCUCACCACAGCUGAGACCAAACCGGAGGAGACAGAGGUCACAGAGUCCAGCGACAUUACAUUACCUCAAGCUGCAGCGGAAGACUCUGGGACACAGGAUAGUCCUGGGGAUGGCAUGGAGAAGAGCGACCUGGAAAUGUCAGAAGACACAGACAAGAAAGAGGGAACUGAAGGUGAACAAUCUGGGGAGGAUGCCAAACCUGAAGAUAAGCCACAAGAGAUCGAGCCAGAGAGAGCCAAGUCAAUGCAAGAAAAGUUGGCUGAGGCCAUUUUAAAGGAAUCUCAAUGUAGUUCAGAGCCAGAGUUUAGUGAUACAAGCACAGAGGAAGAUGAAGGGGCCUCAGUGAAGACCCAACAGGACGCCCAAGGAGCAGAAAUGGAGAGUGAGGUGGCUUUGACCUCACCACAACCAUCAAACACACUGGAUGAAAUUUCAGAGAAAGGUCAAGCCAACACACGAGAGUCUCUAUGUGAGGAAACGGCACAAGAGCCUCAUGUCCACAUAGAAGAAGAAAGAAAAGAAAUAGGAGAGACUCAGGAGGCAGCAGUAAGUUUAGACAUAGAGGAAACGCAGAAGGACGAACAAAGUGCGAGGACAAAUGAAGUUGAACAACCAGAUAAAAGAGAGGAAGUAAAAACUGAGACUGAAGAUAUGCAGGGGAAAGAUAUGGAUGAGAACAAUACAAAUGCAGAGGUUAAUCCGGAGUUUAAAGAAGAAGAGAAAGACGUAUUAGUACAGGAGCCAGAGAGGCAUACUGAAAUGCUGGACACUGGAAAUACAGACACUGAGGUUCCAGAGAUGGAGGAGAUGGAUUCGGUAUCUCAUACAGAGAAUGAUACACAAACAGGGGCAGGUGACACUCAGAGGCAGCCAGACGCUGAUGACGCAGAUCAGAACAUAGAGAGAAGGAGCGACGGACAGCCAGACAGAGAUGAAAGAGAAGACCUAGCAGAUGAGGCUGGGGAUGAAAGGUCAACUGGGGAAAUGGUACAGGAGACAGGUGGCAAGGUGGGUGGUGGGGGCUCUGUUGGUGAGGAAGAAGAUGGUGAAAAAUCUAGUGAAGAGAUAGAAGAGACAAAAAUGCUAGAGGUUGAGGAUACAAGUGAAGAUCUGGGAAUAGAGGAGAAACCCGGGGAAGAAGAAGAGAUACAAGUUGGAGAGAAAGAUAAUGAGUUAGAAAGUGAUCAAGAUUCAAAAGCAGAAGAUAAACAAAAUAGGGACAGUACAGAAAAAGACAAGGAUGGUGUGAAUGAUGAACAUAAAGAAAGUGAAGAUGGAAAACUGUCUAUUGAGGUUAUAAAUAAACUUAAUGAGUCACAGGAAACUCAAAGUGUUAGGGCAGAGGGUAAUGAAAAAGAGGAUGAUGGUAUGAAUGAUAAGCAAAAAGAACCAGAAGAUGGAGAACAGGUUAAAAACAUACUUAGUGAUGGAGCUGAGGAAGAGGGGUACGAGAAACCAAACAGUGAGGUUGAGAUUGGAGAAGAAAUUAAGAAAGGGAAAGAUGAAAAGAUGGAAAAUAGGUCUCAGGAAGAGGACGGGAAGGUGGAUGAGAUGGCAGCGGGAACAGAUGGAAACUGUGUAGAGAAUGAGGCAAAAGACAAAGAGCAUGAGAAUGAGUUAGAAACAGGAGAAAAGUUUAUAGAAGAGCAAGAGAAUGAGAUGGCAGAUACAAACGAGAUUAGUGAGAAUACAUUGGAGGCAGGUGAUGGAAAAGAGGCUGUUUCUGGUGAGAAUACAAAAUUAGAAGACAACUUUGAGGACAGAAAUGAGGAAUCAGGUUCACAGGAAGAACAAAAAGAAAUGGGUUCCAGCGGGACGCUCGAGGAUGAAACAGUGGCCAGUACCAAGGAAGAACUGGAUGAACUUGCUGGGGUGAAUAAUGAACUGGUGGAUAGGAACGUAGAUGCUAAAAAUGGAGAGGGACAAGAUCUUGAAGGGUCUGAUAUGGUGGAAGAAUAUCUCCAAGAGGAAACGCGAGACAAAUCAGAGGGUGAGACAACUGGUGAUAGUACUCAAGAAGUUAUAGAUAACACUGAAAAGACAGAGACUGAUAAAGAUGUGAAAGAAGAAGAAAAUGGUAAUGACAAAGAGCAAGAGAUAGAAAACAAGGUGAAUGCUCAAGAUCUUCCCUCAGAGAGAGAGUCUCAGUUGGGCAGUGAACAGGAGGACCAGGGCAGUGACAACCAAAGAGCUGACAAAGAGGAUGACAAAGAAUCAGAAACCUCUGCAACAACAUUCAUAGAAAACAUAACUCCUCAGAUAACACAGACGAUGGCCAAUAAGGAUACAGAAAGUGAGAUUGUCUCAGCCGAAGCUAAAGUCACAGAAGAGGAACCAGAACUGAAAGGUACAGACGACGAACUAAUAAGUAGAGAUGCUCCUGAAGGAGGGAUGGAUGGUGAUCAAGUGCAACCUUUGGAGAAGCAAGGGAAUCUUGUCAAUGAAGAGAGUGGCUCAUCAGUUUCCCAUACGGUGGAAUCAGAACCUGUGAAGAAAGUCAAAAAAGAGGACAAAGAUCCAGUUCUGAGCAUUAAUUCAGAUGAUCUUGAUGAUCAUUCAGCAGCUUUAACUAAAGUAGUUGGGGUGGAUCUAGUGAGUAACUGGAUUAACAUACACCAAGAAUCAAAGUAUUUUCAGACAUUCAUCGAACCCCUCGAUGAAGAGGGUCUCAUCUCGGAAGAAACAGAGGAGAGACUAAACGGUGAAGUGUUAGAUGUUACAGAUACACCACCAAGUACUGAUAUUGGGGGCCUUGAUGAAACACUCAAGAGUAGAGAUGAAACUGCAACUCCCAUAAGGAACAACCUCAAUGAGAACACAGAGUCUAUAGUUGAAAGCUUCAAAACAGUGACUAAAGUUGAGGCCAUAGAGGCAGAUGCUUACAGUAAUCACUCUAAUGACAGCAUACAUAGCUUAACCAAAGAUGAAAAUGUCCAGGAGGCUGGAGAUACUAGAGGUUCUUUGGCCACUUCCUGGUCAAGACAGAGUAAUAAUGAAGACACCAAUCAAAAAGACACUGCUAGACAAGAAACUUUGACGUCAGAUGACGUCAUAAACAUGGGGAUAACAGCAACAUCUGAAGACAUUCAAGAACAACAGAAUGUACCUAGAAAUGUCGACCUGAAUGCAAAAGAGACUGACCAAAGUAAUCAACAAAAUAUGACUGAUGAAGCCAAACAUUUAGACCAAACAGAGGAAGCAAGUAACAAAGAGAACUUGGAGAGUUCGGAAGACAAUUUGAAACCUGAGCAUGUACCUCAGUCAGAGCAUAUUGAGCCACAGAGUCCCACAAUCACUGUAAUUACAGACCGCACAAUUGUCAAUAAAUCGGAGAAUGGGAGCCAAGAUGACACAGCAAGUGUAGACUACCAUUCCAGACAGUCAGAUGGAAGCAGGAACGUGAAUGGAAACAGAAGAACUAAAGUAAUUGAUGGCCAUUUCAAACAGACUCUAAGCACAGAGACCUUAAGUACUUUCCCAUUGGAUGAUUCAAGAUUUUUUGGGCCCACGGGAUAUCCUAGAUUAACGACUGCUCACACGGAGAACAGCUAUUAGUACAAUAGUAAAUCUUUCACCUAACCCAGGGGUGUCCAAUCCUACUUCUGCUGGGCCACUGUCCUGCAGAGUUUAGGUCUAACCCCAAUUAAACAUAUUUGAACCAGUUAAUCAAGGAUUACUAGAAACGUCCAUCACAGGUGUAUAGUGGUCAGUUUGAGCAAAACCCUCGAGAAGGAUUGGAUACCCCUGCCUCAACCCAUGUUAAUGGGUUUAAAAUAAUGGCACUUCCUUUUCCUUAUCAGAGACCCAUAGUGAGUCUUGUGUGCUUGGUAGGGAAGCUAUCAACAUCCCACUGAAAAUAGACACCGUAGGACGCACGCUGCACAAAUAAUUUAAUUAUUCAUGAUGCGGAGCCCUCCAGUUGGUUAGGCUGCACUAGCAGUAUAUCGACCCACUUCAGACAUGCAUACCUUAACUAAGAAAAAUUAACAAAAACCAAAAACCUGCACUUUCCUAAUUAGUAUCCGGAACACGUUAAUUUGCUGUUGAACAGUUUUUCUGGAACUAGUUUAAUGGUGUAGUACAUGAUCAGUUCACAUACAUUCCUAUGAUACAUUAGAAUGUUUCAACCCCAGAAGCAAGGCCAAAUUGCUCUAAUAGUACCUAUGUUGUUAGGUGACAUCAUUCAUUAUCUGUUUUAGAUAACCUGUCAAGCUCCUGUUUCACACAUUGA
Pimephales promelas (fathead minnow) is the source of this 6073-nucleotide messenger RNA. RefSeq names its product glutamate rich 3 (gene erich3). The record is from RefSeq and is a predicted model, not a curated record. NCBI's taxonomy places the organism in Eukaryota, Metazoa, Chordata, Actinopteri, Cypriniformes, Leuciscidae.